This is a messenger RNA of Musa acuminata AAA Group (dessert banana), 4069 nucleotides long. RefSeq lists its product as uncharacterized. The record is from RefSeq and is a predicted model, not a curated record. The coding region runs from base 2200 to 3828 and encodes 542 amino acids. The transcript is spliced from 10 exons. NCBI's taxonomy places the organism in Eukaryota, Viridiplantae, Streptophyta, Magnoliopsida, Zingiberales, Musaceae.
GCUGUUAGUGAAUCGAUGCUUGAACCGAAGCUGUGAAGUUUAGAUGUGCAUUUUAUUGCUCAAUAAUAUUCAUCCUUCCAUCAUCAUCUCGUUCAUGAGCUUUGGAUACCUAAACAUCGGGGUUAUCCUGUCGGUUCGUUCUAAUCUCCGCCAUCGCCAUUCGCCCCGCUCGCAACAUCUCCUCCGAUGGAGGCCAAUUAUGGUAUGUGCAACUUCUGAGGCCUAUAACGAGGAAGUGGAAGACAUCAUGGGUUACUAUAGGGCCUGCCAGGGGUGACGUCGGCCCUUAAGCUUUUCAGGGGUCGUUCAUUCACCUUGAUAACAGUCUUGGGGACCCACCAGCAAUUGCGUUCAAAUAGACAGCACUUCGUUCCGGAUUUCUCUCUUUUUCCGUCUUCCGCGAUGCGAGGGAUGAUGAGGUGAGGUGAAAGUCGCUGGAAGGGGAAUCGCGAUGAUGAGGGAGGACGGUGGAUCUGCAGCGGAAUCCCAUCCGGCCCAUGGUGAUCUUCAUGAUCGGGGCGGAGGGCUUCAUCGGAUCCCAACUCUGCGAGAAGCAGAUGGGGGAGACCCUCCUCACCGAGUUCGCGGUGAACGCCUACAGCGACGAGAUCAAGCACAUCUUGGAGCCGGCCCGCCAGGCAGAGCAGCAGCAGCAGCAUCUCCGGACACCCCUGGGUCGGUCGAAUCCACUUCCACCGCCUCAACAUCAAGUACAACUCCAGGCUCGGGGUCCUCAUCAGGAUGUCCGAUGUGACGAUCAUGCGAUCUGCACGCCGGCAUAUCACAACACUCGUCCGCUUGAUGCCAUCUCAGCAAUUUCGUCGACGCUUCCAAAUUUAAGAGUCACUUGCACUUCCUCAGUUUGACUGUCCAAUUGCCGCUGAUAUCUUUUUCUUCAAUUUUGUUGCUGAUUAGGUGUUGCUCAGAGAAUAAGCGGCUCACUCACUUCUCCACUUGUAAAGUCUAUGGAACAAUAAUUAGGAGCGUCCUUCCAAAGGCUCACCCGUAGACAGGUAUUGCAGUCUGUGGAUUACCUAAAAGCUAAGGACCUAAAGUGAAGGAACAUCGUGCGUUGACAGCGAAUUCUACCGUGAAGGGUGAAGGGAAUGAUGACACUGACAAACGGAUUGUCAGCAUGACUAUUCUCAAUAAACAACUUGGUUGGAAUCCAAGAUAUCACUGUGGAACUUGCUCGAGUUGACUCUUACCUACCAGGUGGACAAUGGCAAAAUCUACCGCGUCCACUUAGGUGCAACCGAAUCUGCAACUCAACCUUCGUGGCCCUACAUGUAUCUGCAUCGAGAUUAUGACCACCAGAUCGACUGGAAUAAUCCUCAGUGGAAUGAAUGGUUGUCUCUCUCGCCUCAGCACGAUACCAGGCGGCUCCACCGAGACAAGGUUAUAUGAUCGAUCCCAUCGAUCCAAUAAAAAACCCUGCCUCGAGAAACCUGUGGAUUUCGAAACAGUCCGCGGGCAGGGAAAACCAUGGGCAUUUUUCCGCGGCGGUUUCGGGUAACAGGAGUUACGCAUUGCUGCUUGGACCCCAACUUUCUUAUUGCGAGACGACCUUUUGCUGCAUGCUCUCCGCCACGGACCACCGAAAUCGGGAUGUCAUUGGACCUCGCACGGGGGAUGCCCGUCACUUCUUCGAGCCAAUUGGACAUGACGGCCGUCUGUUCGCUGUCGGAGGUAGACGCAGCCGAGUCCACCAACUUCACCCACAGGAAGUUGGAAAACAUGCGACUGAAACCGAUGGAAUGCGAGGUUGUGAUCCCUCCCCGUCCCUCCGAUUCCGAAAACCACGUACGUACUUUACCACCUCAAAAACCGGCGGCACUCACAGCUCCACGCCCCGCAGAAGGACAUGGGAGCGAUGCCCAUCGAAGCGGGCGGCGCUCUGCUCAUGGUAUCCUCCGUUUCCCUUUCGUUUUCUGACAUUUCUUUUAUGUGAUUUCUGCGGUCCGCCAACGAAGAGCUGCGACGUAGGAGUAGAAGUCGUGACGCAGCAGUAGACGCACCUUUCAGAGAACUGAGCUAUAUGAUCUUCACGCUCCUGGGUGCUUCGGAGACUUUGCGACCCUCGGGGUUUCGUUGUCUCGCGCGCUUUACCGGCUCGGCGGCCGCCCCAUGAAAAGGUAGGGCAGCGAAGGGAAGAACAGCGAGAGCAUUAGUGUCGUAAUUGAUACUUGUAGGAAGUGAAUGAUGAAGAUGGAUGGAGGGAAUGGCGUGCCCGGGGGAAUGCUGCCCACCAGCAUGGGCUCUGGAGGAUUGCUAGGCCUGGACAUGUCUCUCCACCCUCACCAACAGAUGCAGCAGCAACAGCAGCCGCUGCUUCAUCACCAGCUCCAGCAGACGCACCACAUGCUGCCGUUCCAGGCUCCGACAGCCAGUGACGGCGACCGCCAGGCCGAGCAGCACCCCGUGAGGCACGCCCAGUACGUGCCCCCGUUUGGCCACGUCAGGGAUAAACAGCAGCCGGCCAUGAGUUCCGAGGAGGAGCCCAGAUACGGGGACGAGGUCGAUGACCAGGUGCGGCGGGGAGGGAUGUCGCACCCGUCGCCGUCGGCCUCUCCGUGGCAGCGGAUGAAGUGGACCGACGGUAUGGUCCGGCUCCUCAUCCAGGUGGUCUACCGCGUGGGGGACGACGGCGGUGGGGCGGAGGGGGAGCAGCAGCAACCCCAGGGCUCGGUUGCAAAGGGCAAGAAGUCGUCGUCCGCGGCGGCGGCGGCGGCGGCGGCAUCGGCAUCGGCGUCGGCGCUGCUGCAGAAGAAGGGGAAGUGGAAGUCGGUGUCGCGGGCAAUGAUGGACAAGGGGUUCUUCGUGUCGCCGCAGCAGUGCGAGGACAAGUUCAACGACCUGAACAAGCGAUACAAGCGGGUGAACGACCUCCUUGGCAAGGGAACGGCCUGCCGGGUGGUGGAGAACCAGGCUCUCCUCGAGACCAUGGACCUCUCCCCCAAGGCUAAGGAGGAAGCCCGCAAGCUCCUCAACUCCAAGCACCUCUUCUUCCGCGAGAUGUGCGCCUACCACAACGCUGGAGCUUACUCCGCCUGCGCCGCCCCUCCCCCUCCGCAGAUGCCGCCGCCCCAUUCCUCAGAUCAGCAGCAGCACUGCUUCCACCACCCGCCUGGCCGAGCUGACACGGCACUGUCCACGAGGAAGGUCGCAGGAGGUAGCAGGGCCGCCAUCGUCGCCGACGAGGAGGGAAUGGCGGAAGAUAUGGACGAUGACGAUGAUGUGGACAGCGAGGACGAUGACGACUACGAUGACGAGGAUGAUGAUGAUGACGACGACAUGGAAGGACACAACCAUAAGCGCUUCGGGCACCACCACCAACACAAGCACGACGAGGUGGGGGAGGACGAGGACACCAAGAAGCACAGGAAGACGGCGUCUCAGACGUCAGCCUCCCCUCCGCUCUCACUGACGCUGUCGUCGCCAUCCAGCUCCGUGCAGCAGUUGCGGUCCGAGAUGGUGGCCAUGUCCGGCGGGGGUGAGCAGCCGCAACGGCAGUGGCUGAAGAGGAAGGCAGCGGAGCUGGAGGAGCAGCGGGUGGCGUACCAAUGCCGGGCCUUCCAACUGGAGCGCCAGCGCUUCAAAUGGCUCCGCUUCAGCACUAACAAGGAACGCGAGAUGGAGCGCAUGAAGCUGGAGAACGAACGCCUCCGCCUUGAGAACGACCGCAUGGCGCUGCUGCUCCGACAAAGAGAGCUCGAGCUCAUACAGGGAGGCAGCGGCGGCGGUGGCGGUGGCGUCUCCUCCUCCGCCGAGCAGCAGCUAAUGCUUCAGAACACCAAUGCCAAUCCUAACUCUGCUACUACGGUCUAAAGCUUGUCUUCUUUGUCGCCCCAGGAAAGAUUAAGACGGGGGAGGCUUCAAUGCGCUGCAGCGGGCAAUUAACGUGCACAUUCCUGCCUUUGCAAUAGCAUGAUGGUGUGGUGACCACAAGUAGACGCGAAAACCCGGAAUGAGUUCUUUUAUGGUAUCUUUGUAAUUUUUCCUUCACUUAAGUUUGGCGUUUUCCUGUAACGAAGAACUGAUACAUUUUCGUUUACGAAAUUCUGUGAAA